AUGUGGGUGGUUCUGUCUAUAGGUUGGGCGACGACCUGUGGUGAAGCUAGCUCGCCGUGGUGGCUGCUUAGUUUGGAAAGUUCUUUGCCACCAGUAUUCGCCUGUACCCUGACUGGGCCCGCGUUCAGACGUCGGACGGUUGGCGACGGUGGAGGCGAUAAUUCGGUUGUCGGACGUUUGAUUCUGGACCAGGCGACACACGCACGACUCGCCAUGGAGACUGUCUCAGACUGUGUACUACAGCGAGACGUUUCCGACGCCGACCUGAUGCUUUCGGAGCUGCAGAGCGUAUAUUUCGGAUUGCUCUGCAGGAGACCAAGUGCGAAGGAGCGACGUACGACAGAUGUGACGGUACCUCGUUUCGUGGAAGAGGUUCCGUCGCGAAAUGUAGGCGGUGUUGGUUUGUUGUGCCUUGUGUCUUGUGAUUUCACGGAUCCUGUCUCGUCUGGCAUUUUGCUCACCCUCUGCGCCAAAAUCCAUCGUAUUACUGCUAUUCCACAUGGCUGA
Necator americanus (New World hookworm) is the source of this 507-nucleotide messenger RNA. RefSeq lists its product as uncharacterized. The coding region runs from base 1 to 507 and encodes 168 amino acids. Lineage: Eukaryota; Metazoa; Nematoda; Chromadorea; Rhabditida; Ancylostomatidae. The record is from RefSeq and is a predicted model, not a curated record. The transcript has a single exon.